GGGCUGCGAUGUGCGGCACACUCCAGCGACAAAUGGACGGUGGUGGUUGAGUUUCUCAGCGAGCUGCACUGAAAUUCUCCUCCUCUUUCCCUCCUUCCUUGUCUCAGCUGAAGUUCAAGUGACUUUUAUUUGUGUGUAUGCAUGAACACACAUCUUCUGAGUCUUUCUUUUUCUGACAGUGAGUGGAUGAGCAGAUGCCUUGAAAGAGCCUAGGAUAAGGAGUAGGCUUUGGCUGGAAGUGGACCAAUCACAGGCUCCGUAUUUUUCUGCUCAUCUCCCAAUGGCCUUCACAUUUCCCUGAUAGGGAAAUUGAGCCACACCCUCCGCACCCGACCCAUGGUAUUAGGCCCCUUCAGCCAUGGAGGCCAUGGAUGUCCCUGUGGGGAACCUCAUUGACUUUGACUCCGAACCUUCCACCACCGACACCUCCGAAUCCGUCCCUGCCGCUCCUCCCUCCACCAAUGGCAACGGGCUGCUGGAUCACCUGGCGGGCGACACGGCCGCAGUGGCGGAAGAGAGCGACGCGACGGAAUCUGCCGACAGCGAGAACGACACAACGGACUCGCCCACCCAUCACAGCUGGAACAACCACCGCCGCUCCUCCUCGGAGUCCUACUCAUCUAACCAGAGCACAGAGUCCGCCAAGGACGAAGUGACAGCAGAGCAACGGGAGUUCAUCAGGCAGUACGUGGAGAAGAUCUUCACGGGAGGAGAGGAAUUUGACCAAGAGGAGAAAGCCAAGUUUGGAGAACUCUGCAGUGGGGAGAAUGCAAAAGGCAGGGAAUGGUUUGCCAGAUACGUGAGCGCUCAGCGCUGCAAUUCCAAGUGUGUCUCGGAGCAGACUUUCUAUCGGCUGGUGCAGUCCUUUGCUGUGGUCCUCUUUGAGUGUUACCAGAUGGAUGAUUUCAGCCCUGCUAAGAACCUGAUGACCAUGUGCUUUACUUAUUACUAUAUUGGUAAGCCCCAAGCGCUGCCCAUCGAGUCCAAGGAGAAGCCCACUGGCAGCAUCGACUCCUACCUGAAGUCCGCAAACAGCUGGCUGGCCGAGAAGAAGGACAUUGCGGAGCGGCUCCUGAAGAACACAUCAGCGAAGACGGAGAACGUGAAAGGCUUCUUUGGGAGCUUUGAAAGCAAGCUAAAGGGGCCUGGGCCCAAGAAAGCUGAGGAUGAUGAAGGCAAACCAAGAGAGAGAAUCCACAAAUCAGUUUCCCUCUACAGUCCUGAGGAAGAGGAAGAAAAAACAGGAGAGAAGAUCUACCUGUACAUGCACCUGAAGCAACAGCCCAUCUGGCAUACCCUGAGGUUUUGGAAUGCGGCUUUCUUCGAUGCGGUUCACUGUGAGAGGCGGAAACGGUCUCCCACCACUAGAGGGAAUGCUGGAGAGGAAGAGGAAACGAGGGAGAAAUGGUGUCACAUGACCCAAGAGGAGCGAGACGAUAGUCUGCGGUUUAAUGAGAAUAUCACCUUUGGACAGUUGGGUACUUUCACUCACAACAUGUUGGCUUUUGGGCUGAACAAGAAGCUUUGCAACGACUUCUUGAAGAAGCAGGCAGUGAUUGGCAACCUGGAUGAAGAGCAGUACAAACUGCUUAGCGAUCACAUCGAACAAAUGGCUGCAGAAUAGCACCGCGACCUGCCUCCUGCAUUCAGGAACUAAUAGAGAAGAAGCCAGUGGGGAUGCAAGGGUGGAAAAAAGCCUGUCUCUGAGACUACCUGCAACAUAAAAGAUGGGCUUUUCUAAAAAGCAAAAACUAUACCCAACUGACACUGCGUUAAACCUGCAUGAUCGUCUUCUAACCACGUAGAGCUGCAUUGCGCAGCCCGUUAUAGACGUAGGAGCUCGGCAAUCAAAGCUGCCCGCCCUCUUCUGCUGCCACCUCCCCAUAUGCCUUUUUCACCCGGACUGUGACUGAAUGGAGACCUCUUGGGGGAAUCUUCUGGGUAUGAGGCAGAGUGCAAGUCAGCACGGGAGAGUCUAGCGUGCUCGUAAAGGAGGAAGGCUGAGCUCUGGGGAUAGCCUCUCCCCUCUCUGCUUUCUGCUGAUGAAUUUUUUCUUUUAGCAUCGAAAGUUUACAGAGCAUAAAAGAUAGGUGUGUGCGUGUGCAAGGGAUGCAGAAAGGGGUGGGUGGGAGGGAAGAUAGACACCCUAGUUCCAAUUAUUACUCUAGAAGACCCCUAAAGUGAAUACCAGGAGUUCUGUAGGCCGGGAGGCCAGAUGCAAAUCUUCCUGAUGGGGGUUGUAUUUAAGAAGAUGGGCAGGAAAUGGGUGGUUGGGUCAGUGAUUCUGUGUUAGGCUGGAACAGAAGGCCUAGAUCCCCACCACCUUUACAGUUUUUACAAGUUCUUUCCUGCAGUAUCUUUUGAUGCAGGUUGCUCUGAUCCAGCAAGUAAUGUUUUGCUAGGUGUUUUCUGUUUGCCUGGUAGCUGCUCCAUUUGAAAGCGAUUGAAUGUUGCGUUCUGAGGCCAAAGGAAAGGACUGGACCCCGAUAAAAAUAAUACACGAGGCUUGACCGGCAAGGGAAAGCAAUUUGAAAGCCCACUACUUUCAAAUGGUCUGAUAGAUCUGCUUUCCUGAAUGGUCAAGGGGAGAGAACAUCCUGGUGUACGCAGCAGCAUAUCUGGCUGGGCUUUGAGCGUGAUCCUUUUGGAGUCUAGGUGUGAUCAAAGCGAAGCCCACAGAAGGAAGUUGCCAAUGCAAUGCAGACUCUCUCCAGCUGCUCAAGUUUUUGUUAAAUGAAAGAUUAUCAGCAGAGGUGGUAAAUCUUCAGGGUAGCAAGCCUCUUCAGCUUCUGAUUUUGAGAAGAUUGCUCGGAGCCAGCUGUUGCAGUGUUUAUGGAACUCCAACAACCUGUUCACCAUUUUUUAAAACAACACCAACGAUGAGUCAAUGUCUUUGUGUGAUUCUUGCCAGUGCUGUGGUCUUGGGGGUUGUGAUUCUGUAUCUCACCAAAGUAUGUGGGUUGCAACGAUUGUUCAGAGGAUUCAGUGAGUUGCAUUUUCAGUACUUGACCAACGUUCACAAGGUUGCUUUGACACCAGUUUGUGGUGUUGAAUGAGCCCAGAUGUGGCUAGGUUGUGUGAACAUGCCAUCGGAUGCACUCUUCCACUAUUUUCAAAGAGCCAGCUAUGGGCACUGGUGCACCGAAGUCUAAGAAUCCUGAGCUAACAGUAGCUUAUUAUUCCUUGGUAAACCUGUUGUUUCUAUAUGGCUAUUGGGGUGCAUCCACAUAACUCACUUGUAAACCAUUUCUGCUCUUUUGGCUUACACUGAAGAAGUUUGUGAGUUGUAGGUCUAUUGAGAAAGUUUAGUCUUUUCUGUUAAGAGACCUCUACCACCUUUUACAGGACUACAGUCCUGUAUUGGUUUAUGUUUCUGGUGUCAAUGCAUCCUCGGUUGCCUUGUUGAAAAUUGUAGUGCAUUGCUUCGGUGUUUGCCAGAAGGUAAAAGUCACUAAACUUCUGCAGAUUUGGUUUUCAAGUCCCUGCAGUUUCCUUUGAGUCCAGGAGAGGGUGCCAGGGAGCAGGUUUUGGGAUAGAUUUCUUUCUUUUUCGUGUUUUGUUUUGUUUCAUUCUUUGCCAUUUGCUUGAUUCUGGUUAGUAGGUGUGAUUGAAUCAAUGAGCUUUGAUUAGCCAGAGUGAGUUUCUGCAAAGAAUAAAUGAAAACCGAUACAGGGAUCUUGCCCCACCGCAUUUCCAGUGGCUAACCACCCCCUGCUGCAGCAGGUUCUGAAGCAAAACUGCUUGUCACACCUUGAAGUUAUGAGAGAAGCAGAUUCUCAAAAUUUCUCCCCAUUGUGCUGUUGCUGAAGGCACAUGAGCACCUUUCCAGGAUAAGCACCAGCCGUUCUAGAUUUGACAAAGAAGGGAAAAUCCCUUCGUCCCCAUCUCAGGACCUUUACGAGAACUUGUCAGGAACUUCUCCCUAGAAAAGCCAUUCUGCAAGAGAAUAAGAUUAAUGCUGCCUCUCAGGGAGCCACCUUUUUUUCCUGUUGCAAAGCAAUGUUUAUUUAAUUCUCACAUCUUAGCUGGUCAUAUUUUUGCAUAACAUGCAGCCCUUUUGGGUUGAGUGAGCUUUAAAGUGACUAGGUGUCCUCAGACCCUUAAUGUGUCCCAGAGUCAGGUUUAAAUAUUUUAUCUGAGCCUUGGCAUCUCUCCACUUCAGGUUCUGAGACUCUCAAGUCUAUCCCUGUCAGCCUUUUGUUGGACUACAACUCCCAUCAGCCCCAGCCAGUAUUGCCAACGUUCAGAGAUGUUGGGUGUUGUAGUCCUGCAAUAUCCGGAGGGCUUUAUGUUGGGGGAAGGCUGGAUUGGCCUUAGACCAGGGACAUCUGAGUUCGAAUCCCCACUCAAAGCUUAUUGGGUGGGUUACUUGAUCUCACUUAGAGGCCACCCCAUCAUUUCAAGCCAUUCUGGGAAUUUCUGAGGCAGGGCAGAGUUGACAUUUGGGGGGAGGGGAGGUGGUACCCCCUGAAAGAGGCUCAGUUUGGCCUAGGAACUAUCACUUGCUAACCACCAGAGUGUGCCAACUCUGUGCCAUGUGAAAGUAACUGCCUGUAGUUCUUUUUUAAGGCCAUCCCCAAAGCCAAGGUUAGCCAGCAUGACAUACCCUGAUGUUUUGGACUUAAAUACUCAUCAUCUUCUACCAUUGGCCAUGUUGCCAGGGGCUGAUGGGAGUUGUAGUUCCAUGCCGGCUACCCUUGAUGGAACCUUAAAGGGCAGGGCAGAUACAGAACUUCUAGGAUGGCAUAUUAAAUGUAGCUAGCUGUAUAACCACUCCGUGUGUACCUUUCUUAACACUGCAGUGCAUUAAGUCUGCAGUGUAAUCUUUCCUACCAAACAUGAGAUUUAAAAGAUUUGACACCCAAGAAAGGAAAAUAUACUCUUUUCUUCCUUUUGGAUUGUGGUGUUUUCUAACUCGCAGCAUUGAAAAAAAGAAAGCGUUGUUUGGCAGAGAGGACAAAAUUUUCUGUGGUCCACCUCCUGCCUCUUCUGCUGCCAUCCAACCCAUGAUGCAACCAGCAUUUUUGGGUUCCAAACAAGGCUUUUGAUGCCAGUGCCUAAUGGGAUGGACUAUGCUUUGGCCCUGCACUUGCUAUAUCUCAGAUGGGCCUUCUGUAAUGCAAUGGUAUUUGAAGGCAUCCAGUAAGUGAUACAUGACCUUAAUUUAGCAAAUACCACAUUAUCACAUUCCAACGGCAUUCGGUCCUUUUGCCAUAUCAUCCUAAGUAACUUUGGUGUUUGUUUUUUAAAAAAAGUAGGCUUCAAAGCUAAAAAUGCACCUUGAUAACAGGUAGCCAACAUGAUGCUUUGCAAAUGUUGGACUCCAGCUCUCAUCCACGUCAGCCAUCACCAUGGCAAGUGGUCCAGAAUGAUGGGAAUUGCAGUCCAACACCUUCAGGGCUCCUCAGUGGCUACGUCUGCUGUAUACUCAUUCUGCCACAUCUUAGUUUUUGAAUGUAUUGAUCCAGUGAGUAAAGAUUCCCGCAUCUGGAAGGGCCUCUGCUGACUUGAAUGUCCACAAUGCCUGCGGUGAGGCUGUUUCCUCCUCCUCCUUCUUUUGCUUGUUAAAGUUUUCCUCUAUUUUGCCUUUGGUGAAAAGUUGGUGUGGAUCUUCCACCACAAGCUGGCUUCUGAUUGGUGGAUGCAGUUGAAAGCAUUCAAGAAGCAUGUUGAGCAAUAACAUUCCAGGUGUGGCUGCCUGUUGCUUCACCUUGGUUGCUUCCCAAUGAGCAAAACCCAGCAGUAGUGUAAUUUUCUCCCUUUGCAGAUAGGACAAGUGAGAAUCUCUUGGACAAUCGGCCUGUGUUUUACGGUGGCUUUUGCCUGGGUUUCUUCCUGACUCCUAAACGGAUGUUAAGGCCACAUUGAGGGAAACACUAUUCAUCUUUCCACCUAGUGAAGACUGCAGAACCAUGUUAAUCUUUUUCUAUGCAUAUCGUCAUGUGGCAUUUAUACUUCAAUCCUUCAGGGCUCUUGUACAAAAGUGCUACUGUGAAUCUUAGACCCCACCCCCCGCAUUAUGCUGUUGAAUUUGGACUCUGUGGAUGUAGGGGAGAGAAGCACUGAGCUAAAUGGAAACUGGAACCACAACCUUUGUUCCAAGGUGGGUAACUGGUGUGAACGCUGUGUAUAUGAAGCUGGGGCAUUUCCUGCAUGGACCGCUAGAUUAGAGAUGAUAGCUGAGUCAAAACAGCUUUUGCUGUUAUGGAAGUGAAGGGAUAGGGCUUGAGGGUUUUUUCCCCUUGUACUCCCAGUGAGAAGUGAUUUUAUUGUCUGGAAUUGAAAGAGGGACAUCUCAGCAACAACAGACCUGUUGUCCUUUUCCCGCUGCUGAAGUUUCGUUAAUAAUGUGUAACUCCAAGAGGGGUGUCUUUUCUCUCUUUGUAUGUCUCUUGCCUUGUCCGCUCCCACCCCGAGUACAGCUCUGAUGAUUCUCAUCCAAUGCUAGAAAUAUCUAGCUGUGUAGGCUCUUUUUGUUAAGCAAUCUCUAGAAGCCACAUAUAAUAUCGCUGUAAACAGACCAUUUCAGUGUCUCAUUUCCAUAGAUCUAAUUGUGAGAUUCAUUGGGAGUUCAAAAUUCUGUAUUUGACUUGUGUGACAUAUAUAUAGAUACAUAUAUAUAUGAUGAGAUAUAUUCACCCAAGUUCUCUUGUUUUGUAUACAAAGUGCUGCCAUGUUCUGAUGUGUUGGGUGCAACUGUUGUACUGACUGACAUGUUGUACUGCGAUUGUGCAAUUUAGUAUCCUUUGUGGAAUACUGUUGUUUUUAAACUCAUGUAUUGAAAGCAUUUCAAGUCUUGGUUAUGAAUGGAUUGGGGAAGUGAAAUAAAACUUGUUUGUUUUUUUUAAACCCUUACACUGAA
This is a messenger RNA of Podarcis raffonei (Aeolian wall lizard), 6862 nucleotides long. Its product is annotated as KIAA0513 ortholog. NCBI's taxonomy places the organism in Eukaryota, Metazoa, Chordata, Lepidosauria, Squamata, Lacertidae. The record is from RefSeq and is a predicted model, not a curated record. The transcript has 13 exons. The coding region runs from base 359 to 1624 and encodes 421 amino acids.